GAGCCGGCGCACGAUGCGCCCGGCUGCGUUCUGAUCGCCGCCGCGCCGCCGCCUCCGCCGCGAUGAUCCCGCCUGAGCCGCCGCAGCAGCAGCUGCAGCCCCCGCCGCCAGCCCCGCCGAACCAUGUGGUGACCACCAUCGAGAACCUGCCGGCCGAGGGUAGCGGCGGCGGCGGCAGCCUGUCCGCCUCCUCCCGGGCAGGCGUGCGCCAGAGGAUCCGCAAAGUGCUGAACAGGGAGAUGUUAAUCUCUGUGGCUCUGGGCCAGGUGUUAUCUCUCCUUAUAUGUGGAAUUGGCUUGACCAGCAAGUACCUGUCAGAAGAUUUCCAUGCCAAUACACCAGUCUUCCAGAGUUUCCUCAAUUACAUCCUUCUCUUCUUGGUCUAUACCACCACCCUAGCUGUCAGACAAGGAGAAGAAAACCUCCUGGCAAUUUUACGACGAAGGUGGUGGAAGUACAUGAUCCUGGGACUCAUAGACCUGGAAGCAAAUUACCUGGUGGUCAAGGCUUACCAGUACACGACUCUGACUAGUAUCCAGCUCCUGGACUGUUUUGUGAUCCCAGUCGUCAUUUUGCUUUCCUGGUUCUUCCUGCUGAUCCGGUACAAGGCUGUGCAUUUCAUCGGCAUCGUUGUCUGCAUCCUGGGAAUGGGCUGCAUGGCGGGAGCAGAUGUGCUUGUGGGAAGGCAUCAGGGAGCAGGGGAAAAUAAGCUGGUAGGGGACCUUCUGGUCUUAGGAGGAGCCACACUCUACGGUAUCUCUAACGUCUGGGAAGAAUACAUCAUCCGAACCCUGAGCCGAGUGGAAUUCCUGGGAAUGAUUGGACUCUUUGGGGCAUUUUUCAGUGGAAUUCAAUUAGCCAUAAUGGAGCACAAGGAGCUGUUAAAGGUGCCCUGGGAUUGGCAAAUAGGGCUGCUCUACGUUGGCUUUAGUGCCUGCAUGUUUGGUCUCUACAGCUUCAUGCCAGUCGUCAUCAAGAAAACCAGCGCCACUUCGGUCAACCUCUCCCUGCUCACAGCAGAUUUGUACAGCCUGUUCUGUGGAUUGUUUCUUUUCCACUACAAGUUUUCAGGACUCUAUCUCCUGUCUUUCUUCACCAUCCUCAUCGGGCUGGUGCUCUACUCCUCCACCUCCACAUACAUAGCCCAGGACCCCCGCGUAUACAAGCAGUUCCGCAACCCUUCAGGACCUGUUGUGGACUUACCAACCACAGCUCAGGUGGAGCCGUCGGUCACCUACACCAGCCUGGGCCAGGAGACCGAAGAGGAGCCCCACGUUCGCGUGGCCUAGGAUGAGGCCCUCCCUGCCCGCUGAGGACCACUCAGUGGCCAUGUGUUCGCCCAUCAUCUCUGUAUUGUACAUAGAGAAAGGUAUUUAUUAGGUGCGGUUUACACAGGUGGACUGCAAGGUAGCAAACCCGAAAGCCUGUAAAAGGUGCAAGGUAAACAUCACUGGAGACGCAGGCUCUGAUCCACCUGACUUGGAGCAAUGCCUGGCUAGUGUGUAUUCUGAUCACAGCCCCCCUGCAUUAAUUACUGUGAACAUUUUUGAAUCAAAAGCAAGUAUGGUUAUUCUUAUUUGUAUUAUUCUUGUUACUGUUAUUACACUGACUUUCAGGAGGAUGUUUUGUACUCCUGAUGGGAACUAUUGCCAGACACACAUGUAGUUAACAUAAAUCCCACUUUUCUAUGGCAAGUCACUUUUUAAGAAUCAUACUUUAUUUUUUUGCACAGUCUGUAUGAGUGUUGCAUGCCACAGGAGCUCCACCCCCGAGAAGCUUCCUUAUCCUAGGGACCUGGUGGCUAAUGGUUUCCUCUGUUACUUGUUGGAUUGCCUGCUCAAUAAGUAUUUUGUGCUGUGACCCCUGUGGGGAGGGGCAACUGACCAUAUAAUUCUCUAUUCUAGGAAUAGAUAUAAAACAAACAUUUUAGCCUUUUUAUAUUUCAAUCUCUGAACACUCCAGGCCAUUGCCUUUCUGUUUUGCCAUGUGAUUCUGCUAAUCAAGUCCCUGUAAUAACAGGAUAAGGAAUGUUCCAUUUCUGUGGCUUAUGAAAAACCCCAGAAAUAAUCACAUUUGUGUUUAGGGUAAUAUAUAUUUUUUUAAAUCUUUCUGCCCCUCCCUAUAUCCUCUCUUCAAAAAAAUAUAUCUGCUUUUCCUUUUAUCCCUAGAUUUCUUUAGUGAUAAGAUGGAAAUUAAUCAAGGCAUUGGAAAAAGCCAUGGUCCUCUACCCUCUUAAUUGUGUGACACCCUUUUUGAAAUACACCAGCAUGGAAAUUACCUUUAUUAUAGAGCAUCAUUGGUUGUGUGGCCUCCCGAGAAAGUCAGGGUGCUGAUGUAGAGCAGUCUGUGACAGUGGCUCAAUUGAUCUGGCCACUUUGUAGUGAUAAAGAAGUCAGCAAUGAAAAAGUCUGGCAUUUUGGUCAUAUUUGGCAUCCAUUCAAUAGUAGAAUAUAUCAACACAACGUUCUUAUGGAUGCAGAGAAUAUUACAGGGUCCUGAUAAGGCUUUGAGGGAUAUGCCACUAGUCUAAUUUUAUUGCCCUUAAAAUAGCCCUUUUUAUCAAACACAGGACAUCAAGAAACACCAUAGACCUCUAUGAUUUGGAAUAGAUUCUAUGUAUCAGUAUAUGAAAUAGUCUUUAAGGUUGGCUGAUUUCAAUACCAUUCAAAAAGAUCCUCAGUGGAGUUACAGGGUUUGUAAAGGAAAAAAUAAAGGUUUAUGAAACUUUGGGCAAUUCAAAUCAAUACAUCUUAAGGCAGCAAAGUAAAAUACCAAUGGGGUCUCUGUAAAGUUAAAGGGUAGAUUGAAGCUUAGUCAACAUU
This is a messenger RNA of Ceratotherium simum simum (southern white rhinoceros), 2822 nucleotides long. It is a transcript of the gene SLC35F1, whose product is annotated as solute carrier family 35 member F1. Gene Ontology annotation, cellular component: membrane. Lineage: Eukaryota; Metazoa; Chordata; Mammalia; Perissodactyla; Rhinocerotidae. Gene Ontology annotation, biological process: transmembrane transport. Gene Ontology annotation, molecular function: transmembrane transporter activity. The record is from RefSeq and is a predicted model, not a curated record.